AUGGAAGUCUCAAUAAGAAUUGAUUCAAACAACAAUUCUAAUGAUGACAGUAGUAGAAACAACAAUAAUAACAAUAAUAAUAAUAAUAAUAGUAACGCUAACAACAACAACAAUAAUAAUAUAAAUGGUGGUUUUAAUCUUAUACCCAAUCCCUAUUCUUCAUCCUCUUUAAACAGUGACAGUAGUAAUAGUAGUAAUGAUGGUGAUAAUGAAAUAAACAGCCCUGUAAAUAAUAAUAAUAGAACUAUUUUCUCUAAUCCUGGUGGUCGAAUUAGCAAUUUAACAAAUUCACUUUCAAACCAUCUUUCGAACUCACUAACUUCUUCAUUAACUAAUUUAAUAUUACAAAAUAAUAAUAUUAUAAAUAAUAAUAAUAAUAAUAAUAAUAAUAAUAACAAUAAUAAUAAUAAUAAUAAUAAUAAUAAUAAUAAUAAUAAUAAUAAUAAUAAUAACCUCAAUUAUAAUGAGACCAUGUAUAAUAGUAAUAAUCACCAAACAAUAGAGCAAUCAUCUUCUGAUACAACAACAACAAAUCCAAAUGUAUUUAGUCUCAAUAGUAUCCAACAACAAAUUUUAGCUUUACAAAAUGAAAGAAAUCGAAGAUUGGUAGAACAACAGCAACAGCAACAGCAACCCCAACAACAACAACAACAACAACAACAAAUACCACAAGAUAGUAAUUAUGAUUAUGAAAUUUCAAUUGAUGAAAUUCAAAAUACUAAUAAUAGUAAUAAUAUUAAUAAUGGUGAUUCAGUUACAACUACAACAACUACUACAACAACAACCACAACAAGAGUUGAUAUACCAAUGAUAUUAAAAUGGAUUGAACAAAAUUUACCAUUCAUUUUAAUAUUGGCAGGUGUGUUUGUAUAUAUACAUAGAAUUGGAAUAUUAGUGUUUUUUUGGCAACAACUUGUAUUCUUUCAAGCAAAUAUAGCAUUAAAGAAACAGGUUUCACUUCAUGAUAAAAGAAGUGCACCCAUUGUAUUUUGGAUAUUGUUAAUGUUAUCAAGUAAUAUAUUGACAACAUAUCUAUUUACAUCACCUCAACAACUUUGGAGAUCUUUGAUAUUUUUACCACCAAAACUUGAAACUAUUGAUAUUUGGUCAAGUUUUUGGGUAACCAUUAUCAAUGAUUUCAUUGCACGUUUCAUUACAAUGAUUAUAAAAGCAUUAUAUACAUUAACAGCAAGUAAUUUAUUUAUUGGUAGAUCAAGAUCACCAUCAUCUUCACCAUUAUCGCCAUCAUCAUCAUCUUCUUCUUCAUCAACAUCGAAUUCAAUUUUAUCAUUUUUAUCAUUAUCAACACCAAAACGAAGAGGUCAACUUUAUGCAGCUAUUGAAUCAACAUCACAUUUAUAUAGAUCAUUAUUACCAAUACCAAUUUGGGUUGGUUAUUUAUAUUCUUUUCAAGCAAAUGGUGACCAAAUAUUCUCAAGUGUAAUGGUUGGUUUAUACAUAACAUUGAAAUUAACAAUCAUCAUUGAAAGAAUGAAACUUUGUAUCUCUGCACUUCGUGUUUAUAUUUUACAUGAAGUAUUGUAUGGUAAAAAAGCAACACCCGAUCAAAUCAAUGCAGCUGGUGAUCUUUGUAGUAUUUGUAGAUCAAGUUUAGUCUCACCAAUAGUUUUAAGAUGUAAUCAUAUCUAUUGUGAAAAUUGUGUCUCAACUUGGUUAGAACGUGAAAGAACUUGUCCACUAUGUCGUUGUAGCAUUUUAUUUGCUGGUAAUAUGACUCAUAGUGAUGGUUCAACAAGUUUAUUAUUACAAAUGUUUUAA
This is a messenger RNA of Dictyostelium discoideum AX4, 1779 nucleotides long. RefSeq lists its product as hypothetical. The coding region runs from base 1 to 1779 and encodes 592 amino acids. The transcript has a single exon. Gene Ontology annotation, cellular component: membrane. Lineage: Eukaryota; Evosea; Eumycetozoa; Dictyosteliales; Dictyosteliaceae. Gene Ontology annotation, biological process: positive regulation of ERAD pathway. Gene Ontology annotation, molecular function: ubiquitin protein ligase activity. The record is from RefSeq and is a predicted model, not a curated record.